UACCAGCUUUGUGGUACAACACUAGCUGCCCCUCCAGACCCCCCCGCACUUCCCGGCAAUUCCGACCAGCUUGGUUGCCCGCCACGCCCAAGGGACUUUUUGCCCAGGAUCCAAGAGUCUUGUCGCCGGUCUUCAUGACCAGCCCUCAGCCAAUCUGGGUCGCCAUUGCUCCACCUCUAAGGCUUUGCAUACUCACCUCGACGAUCAAAAAGCCAAGAAACCAAGCCCAGUGAAUCCGAAAGCCAUGUUGUGGCACCCGAAUUGAGAUGCGACACUCGCCUCGCUCCUCCAAACAUCCAGUCCAGCAGCGGUGGCCGGGCGUUUCCUACCAUCCCUCUUCAUCCCUUUACAACCUCACUCUCCCCCCUUCUCCCAACCGCCACUGCUCUCCACAAUCUCUCCAAACAUCCAUCUCAAAACCGCAGCCCAUGGCGACGUCGACCGUCGCCGCUGCUGGCAAGAUGGCUCGGUUCUCGCUGGUCUUCGCCAGCGUCCUGUCCAUGGCCUCCGCCCAAGUCGCCACCGUCUUCUCCAUGGAUAGCUUGCCGGACUGGAUGCGCGAAUCAGCCAUGACUCUCCAGAUUACCGGCCCCAGUGGCGUUAUCGUUCCUUUCCCAUACACCGUCGUCCCCUUGACCGCGAAUGUGGGGUUGAAUCAGUCAGAAAAGACAAGAGAGGCGAUAUGGAUACGCGGGACCAUGGUCUCGGCAACCUCGGCCAACUACGUCAACAUUACCGACCCUGAGGACGUGGCUUACAUUUGCUGCGAUCCCGUGAACUCGUCUUAUAUCACCCCCAGCAACAUGGUUAACACUCUGAUGAGAAACAAGCCGAAGGCCAUUCUUCUCUACAGCAUGAAGGGGAGCUGUUGCGGCCUAGAAGUCUCCGAUAUUACGUAUCCGACCAUCUUCACCAUGACAGACGGUUCCGAAGCCGCCGAAACCUUGAACCUAACUGAUUCUACGGACGACGUAAUGGGCACCAUCGCGGGCAACGUGACCGCGCCACAGACCGAUGGUGGGAGCCAACAGGCUGGGAGCAACUCGGCCGUUGCGAUGAGCAUUUUAUACAGUAUCACAGGGCUUAUCACCCUCCUCUUCCUCAUCAUCAUUGCGACCGGCGCACUCCGCGCGCAUCGCUAUCCAGAACGCUACGGCCCACGUUCCGGCUAUGGUGGAAGGCCACGGCAGAGCCGGGCGAAGGGGAUCGCCCGCGCAGUGCUCGAUACUCUACCGAUCGUCAAGUUUGGCGACCCGGCGCCUGCAAAACCAGACCCGGCCCACGAACUCGAGAGCCAGGCGGCCAGACCGUCGCAUGACCCGAACAUGGGAACCAGACUAUCAGCCAUCCCCGAGGAACCCCAGCCAACCCCGCAGAGGAGACCGAGCCGGAGCACUCUGCGCCGCACCAACUCGGACGCCAAGGCACUACCAACAACAGAUGAAGAAGGCGGCAGCAGCAGCAGCGAUGCUAAACAGGAAGGGGCUGAACAUCUGGGAUGUUCGAUUUGUACCGAAGAUUUUACCGUGGGCGAGGACGUUCGGGUCCUCCCGUGCGACCAUAAGUUCCAUCCAGCUUGCAUCGACCCAUGGCUUAUCAAUGUGUCUGGCACAUGUCCGUUGUGGUGAGUUUUGUUCCUCAAAGUAUACUCAGCUGGGUCGUGUAGGCGCUGACAGUGUUAAUCUUGCAGCCGACUUGAUUUGAGGCCAUCUAAUGGAGAGGCCGAGGAUGGUACGACAGCCGAUGCCCUGGCGCAACUACCUCCACCGCUAGAGAUCGAGGGAAGUGGGACGGAACAUGCCACGGGUCAACGCCGAAGAUCAUCUCGUUUGCUGGACCUCCAUCGACUCCGACACGCCUCGGUUGAGGAACGCAUCGAGAUUCUAAGGCGCCAUCGGUCGCAACAGCAAGAGUCGGCAACAGCAGCAGCAGCAGCAGCAGCAG
Messenger RNA from Phialemonium atrogriseum, 1944 nucleotides. RefSeq names its product putative ring-7 protein. The coding region runs from base 267 to 1628 and encodes 453 amino acids. The record is from RefSeq and is a predicted model, not a curated record. The transcript is spliced from 2 exons. Lineage: Eukaryota; Fungi; Ascomycota; Sordariomycetes; Cephalothecales; Cephalothecaceae.